CCAGGUGCGCGGUGAGGCGGCGCUUCGCGGAGACAGGAAGUGUGUCCCCAGCGGCGGCCCGUGCCGCGCUCCCGCGAGACGCUCACCUGCGCCCCAGGUGAGCGGCGAGGGGGGCGGGGGAGGGGCUGAGCUGCAGGCGGUUCACCUGGCGGAACAGGUGCCUGGCUAUAACAAACCAUGCAGUGAGCCAUGCCCGGCCCCAGACACCCCCGCCCGUCAUCUGGGCCACCACGUUUGGGACCCUGGGAACAAGCCACAGAGCUAUGCCUGGAGACAUACGAUAAGCCAGCCCAGCCUUCACCAAGCCACCGAACUCACAGGCCAGACCCCAAGGACCCAGGCCACUAUGGCCCCGAAAAUGUCACCUUCAUCUCUAGCUCAAACGAGCCAGGUGCCGAACCCCCUGCCUGCUGCCUGCUCUGGCGACCCUGGGUAUGGGACUGGUGCCGCACUGCCUUCUGUUUCCGCCGCUGCCGGGACUGCCUCCAGCGCUGGGGAGCCUGUGUGCGGGGCUGCAGUCCCUGCUUACCUGCUGGGGACUCCACGGAGGGGCCUGCCGAAGCCAGCUGGGCCAAGGAACACAACGGCGUGCCUCCCAGCCCUGACCGUGCACCUCCUAGCCGGCGGGAUGGCCAGCGGCUCAAGUCAAAUGUGGGCAGCAGUUUUAGCUACCCUGACGUCAAGUUCAAAGGCAUCCCUGUCUAUCCUUACCGCAAUACCAUGUCCUCAGCCCCUGAUGCAGACUCCUGCUGCAAGGAGCCGCUGGCCGAGCCCCCGCCCAUGCGGCACAGCCUGCCCAGCACCCUCGCCAGCAGCCCCCGCGGCUCUGAGGAGUAUUACUCCUUCCACGAGUCAGACCUGGACCUUCCCGAGAUGGGCAGCGGCUCCAUGUCCAGCCGCGAGAUUGAUGUACUCAUCUUCAAGAAGCUGACAGAGCUGUUCAGCGUGCACCAGAUCGAUGAGCUGGCCAAGUGCACGUCGGACACUGUGUUCUUGGAGAAGACCAGCAAGAUCUCAGACCUUAUCAGCAGCAUCACGCAGGACUACCACCUGGACGAGCAGGACGCCGAGGGCCGCCUGGUGCGCGGCAUCAUCCGCAUCAGCACCCGCAAGAGUCGCACCCGCCCGCAGACCUCAGAGGGGCGCUCCAUGCGGGCUACUGCCCCUGCCACCACAGCACCUGACAGUGGCCAUGAGACCAUGGUGGGCUCAGCUCUCAGCCAGGAUGAGCUCACAGUGCAGAUCUCCCAGGAGACCACAGCAGACGCCAUCGCCCGGAAGCUGAGGCCUUAUGGAGCCCCAGGGUACCCAGCCAGCCAUGACUCGUCUUUCCAGGGCACCGACACAGACUCGUCUGGUGCCCCCCUGCUCCAGGUGUACUGCUAACCACACCAGGCCCCGCGACGCCGCCCUCCCUGGGAGAAGCAUGGCCUGCAGAAUGAGGGGCCGGAACCCUGCUCUUGGGGGUGGCUUGGCCAUGGACCCAGCAGUGUCCACUCUGGUGCCUCCUCCCUUAGCUGGAUUGGCUCCUGGACCACUUGUAUUUUAUUGGGCCCUGGUGCCCACAGCUCCGGCCGCCUCAGUUGGCCUGUUCCUUCCAGCUCACGGCCUUUGGGUGGACUGAUGAGAGAAAAGUAAGGACUUAAGUUACCUUCCGAAUUGAAUCCUGACUCCAUGCUGCCGUAACAUAGCAUACAGACUUCUCCCUGGAGGAACCUACUGCUAAAAGCAGCUUAAGUAGACUGGGUUGGGGGUGGGCAGGGCCCACGCCACACAGUUUCGUUUCAUUUCUUGGCUGUUCUACAUGUUAACAUGACACUAAUUUCAAGUACA
This is a messenger RNA of Ochotona princeps (American pika), 1833 nucleotides long. It is a transcript of the gene KDF1, whose product is annotated as keratinocyte differentiation factor 1. Bases 190 to 1386 code for a protein of 398 amino acids. Gene Ontology annotation, biological process: regulation of epidermal cell division; keratinocyte development. Gene Ontology annotation, cellular component: cell junction. NCBI's taxonomy places the organism in Eukaryota, Metazoa, Chordata, Mammalia, Lagomorpha, Ochotonidae. The transcript has 4 exons. The record is from RefSeq and is a predicted model, not a curated record.